UAGCGAAGCGAACGCGUUCCUUUGCUUGCUUAUUUUCGGAUCGGAUUCAGAAAAAAAUAUCAGAAACAUGAUGGCAGUUCAGUGAAAAGGGUGUUAUUUUCGGCUAGUCAUUAGAAUUUCGAGGCUUAUUUCGCUGGAGUGUUUGAUACAAAUUGUAAACACCAUUUCAAUAAGCUUCACCCGAAUUGAGGAUGACGUCUGAAGAAACACAAAUCUCUGAGGAGCUGAAAGGAUGUUAUGAGAAUCUUAUUGUAAUCGACGUUGGUGCUAACCUGACGAACAAGAAAUAUGGCCGUGAUCUCGAUUCUGUUAUACAAAGGGCAAAAGAUGCAGGUGUCCAAAAGAUAAUGGUCACAGGCACAUCAGUUCGGAACAGUAAGGAAGCCCUCAGACUGACCCGCCUCUACCCUGGAACCAUUUACUCCACAGCUGGUGUGCACCCUCACGACGCCAAGUCGAUGGUGGAGGAGGACAUGUGGUCAGAGCUGCGGCAGACGGCCGCCGCGCCCGAGUGCGUGGCGGUCGGCGAGUGCGGGCUCAACUACAGCAAGGACUUCUCCGAGCCGCGUGUGCAGAGGGAGAUAUUUAAACGGCAGGUGGAAAUGGCGUGUGAACUCCACAAACCUCUGUUCGUACACGAAAAGGAAGCUCAGGACGACCUCAUAAAGAUACUAGACGAAUUCGCGAACCGUCUACCUCCAGUAGUUAUCCACUCCUUCACAGGCUCCGUCGAACAGGGUUUGAAAUAUAUAGAAAAAGGUUUCUACAUCGGUAUCACUGGGUAUGUUUGUAAGGACAAGUCCGAUGGGGGCAUCAGGAGGCUGUUGUCGGAGAGUAUCCUGCCGCUGGAUAAACUGCUCGUGGAAACGGAUUCUCCGUUUAUGUAUCCGAAUAUGAGGGCGUCUAAACUGCCGUUGCACGUUAAAGACUCGUUGACGGAGAGGUCAAUGACCUUCGUGAACCGUUACUGCACGUUUCAACGCAACGAGCCGUGCGCUCUGCCCGCCAUCGUGGAGCUCGUGGCCGGCUUCAUGUCCCGCAGUCCUGAGGACGUCGCGCUCGCCACCGCUUUCAACGCACUCAAACUCUUCGGUCUUAGCCAGUAAGGUUCAUUUUUAUAUUACCUAUUUUUAGACCAAGACCCGUGUCUUGCUGACCCGUGCCGAGUCCAAAGGAUCACAUUGAUUUUGGAAUUUGACAGGCAAGAGUUGUGGAGGUGGAGUUUUGUCUUGCGCUUUCAGACUAUUUCAUGUUUAAAUUAGUAUUGUUUGUGACUUCAUAAAUAUAAUUGGACUUGCGAAUGUAUUUGAUUGCGAAGUAAAGGCUCGAGUCGUAAUGACUUACCACGAAACGAUUUUUAGAUCGUAAGAAUUAUGUAUUAAAGAUAUUAUAUCAAAUCAUGUUUAAAGAGAAGAUAUUUUUGUACGUUCAAAUAUUUAACAUUUGAUUUUAGUUGAAGAUUAAGAUGGUUUUGUGGUAGUCUGAAAUAUGAUUUAUUUCAUUACAAUUAAUAUAUUAAAUUAAGAAAUAUAUUAAUUUUUUUCGAAGUUAUUGAAUCGAAAUAAAAAAAACAGCCUUAAAUGCUUGUGCCUUAUAUGAUCACAAUAAGAUUCUUCUAAUAUGGUAAAUAGAUGAAAUUUAUGAAUAAUAUCGAAAAUUUAUAAAUCGACGUUAAAAAUACUCAAUUGCAUUUUUCGAAUUGUCAACCAUGUUACAGUGUUAUCCAUUACACAUUAAGAAUCUCCUUAAGGGGAAAAUGCAGUUAUUUCGCAUUUACGUGCAAUAUUACGUGUGUAUGAAUCGGGUAGCACUUGUUGAGGCUAUGAAAAUCGAUCAAGUCUUGCCAACGAAUAGGGAUAUUACUAAAAAGCCUCUCUGACUAACAUAGAACUAAAACAAGACUUGCGAACGAAAUAUCUUGCCAGCAAGAUAAAUAUAGAUUUUGUUGAAUCAAUUUGUAAUUUCUGUAACAAUAAACGGGGCGUAAGUGGGGUGCUAUUUUCGAAAACUGACGACAUGAAUGAUAUUAUUUGUGUUGCCAGUUUUUAAUUAAAAUGGUAUACUUUUUGCUGCGCCAUAUGUUACAAAUAGCACCCCUGAAACGCUAGGCACAUAGAUGGGUUUACGCUCAGUAUUUUCCCGGCGAAGACUACAAGUUGUGAUUGUGAAUAACCCAUCUAUGGUUUGGCAUCUAUUAUGAAGAUUAGAGUCAUCGGUGAUUGCCAUUUAUAAAAAUCACUCGGAUGCAUAAUAUUUUGUGUGUAUAGAUAUUUUUUUGACGUUAUGCGUUGCUUUAUGAUGUGGUACGCACGCGCAGUACGGUGGCAACGGUUAAGUCGCUAUGAUCUCACGUAGACUGACAGCAAUUACUAUACAAUUGCUUGUAUAUUUUGUAGUGGUUUGACUAUAAUAAUAAAUAGCUACAUUAUGGUAGCUCUAUAAAUAUAACUAAGGUCAUCCACUGUACUUAUUCUAAUAUUUGUAUUUUUCGAGAGCAAAUUUAAAGAAUCUAUUUUUUUUUCUUAGCCGUUGAAUUGCUUGAAUCACGUGUGGUAUCUUUUAAAAAUGUUACCAGUACAGUUCACAAUUUUGGCGGAUGUUCGCCUCUUUAGUUUAGCUAAGUAACAGUUUCCGUUGCCACGGUACCCUUUCUAGCACGGUGUAAGGUAUCUAUAGUUGGCUCUGCGCAGAGCAUUCCUAAUCGAAUUAAUGUAUUUCAUCGAAUAUUGUAAAUAGAAUAUAAUUAUUAAAUGUUAAUUAAUGCUGUAGUCACAACGAAAUCAAAGACUGCGAGUAUUAAAAGUGGAAAUUGAUAUGUUAUUAUUACGUUUUUUGUAUUGUAAUAUUUUUUACGUAUUUAAUCGUUUCUGUAUAGAAGUAUUGUUGAUUACUUAUUUUUUGACAAUUACUUUGUUGUAGAUUGUAAGUGACAAGGUUUGCCGGGGAAUGUGACCUCAUAUAUUUAUCUAUUUAAUAAAAUAUACAUACAUCAAAUUGGCGUCGAUUGUCGGUUAUUUUGUUGUUGGCCUGCUCACACAAUUUAGGACGAAGGCAAUUUAGUUAACCUAAAUUUAACGUCCCAUAAUCAUUAUAGACUUUUAAUGUCCCUAAUGUUCGGGGCACAGGCCUUAUGAAUGACAGAUAAGGAGAAUGAGCCAUGACCACCUCGUGGGCCCAAUGCCCACAAUGGAUGAAACAAAAUCUAGUCAGCAAAGCUGGCAAGAAAUACUAAUUUGUAUAUAAUACAGUUUAAUGUUACUGACGCCUUUGGUGGUUUGUAUAGCGAUGUCACAUUUCGCUGUAAACGUCAAACGAAAGGCCCCGGCCGACGGAACGCAGUGCCUUUCGACAAAACGUCCUUUGUGAUACAAUAUUUUCAUAGAAUUGUACAGAAUAUUUCGUUCAAUAUACAAAUGAAAAUA
This is a messenger RNA of Plodia interpunctella (Indianmeal moth), 3422 nucleotides long. RefSeq lists its product as uncharacterized. Bases 192 to 1106 code for a protein of 304 amino acids. Lineage: Eukaryota; Metazoa; Arthropoda; Insecta; Lepidoptera; Pyralidae. Gene Ontology annotation, cellular component: cytosol. The transcript is spliced from 6 exons. Gene Ontology annotation, molecular function: single-stranded DNA 3'-5' DNA exonuclease activity. The record is from RefSeq and is a predicted model, not a curated record.